AUGGAAGAAGAUGAAACUUUACAGCGUGAAAUGGAGAGGGCAAAAACUGAAACACAUCCUACCCCUGAGAUCAGUCGUCGAGUAUCAGUUAGUGAGUUCCUUUGCCACUGCUGUUAUGACAUUCUGGUCAAUCCCACCACCCUGAACUGUGGGCAUAGUUUCUGUAGACAUUGCCUAGCCUUGUGGUGGGUAUCAUCCAAGAAGAAUGAAUGCCCCGAAUGCAGAGAAAAAUGGGAAGGAUUCCCCAAAGUCAACGUCCUCCUCAGGGAUGUUAUUGAAAAGCUAUUUUCUGAUGCCAUUGAACAAAGAAAAGAAGAUAUUCAACAAAACAGUGAUGUAGCACGCAGCUUAGCAACCUUCCAAAAAUAUGGGAAUGACCAGAUCCCUACAGUUCCUCACACAGGAAGAAUUAAUCCUCGAGGAGGAGGGUUUUUCUCAGGCGUUCUGACAGCUUUAACCUGUGUAGCAGUAGUUCUACUUGGAUAUCACUGGAGUAGCAGAGAAUUUGAAGAAGAUCAUCUUGUCCACAAGCCUGUUGCUAAAUGGACUGCUGAGGAAGUGAUACUUUGGCUAGAGCAGCUGGGCCCAUGGGCUUCACAUUAUAAAGAAAGAUUUUUACUGGAGAAAGUGAAUGGAAGACUACUUCUAACACUGACAGAGGAGGAUUUCAUGAAGGGGCCUUACAGUAUAGAGAACAGUAACCAUAGAAAAGCUGUUAUAGCAGAACUGGAAUGUGUGAAAACUUUAGGCGUUAAACCACCACAGAACCUUUGGGAAUAUAAGGCAGUAAAUCCAGGAAAAUCACUCUUUCUUCUUUAUGCACUGAAGAGUUCUCCAAGACUCAGUAUGUUAUACCUAUAUUUGUUUGAUUACGCAGAAGCUUUCCUACCUUUCAUUCACACAAUUUGCCCUACACAAGAAGACAAGUAUGAAGAUAUUGUCACAAAACUACUAGACCUUAAAGAUCCUUCUUGGAAACAGUGGAGAGAAUUCAUUGUCAAGUAUUUAUUUUUGCCAUACCAGUUGAUAGCUGAAUUUGCUUGGGAUUGGCUGGAUGUGCACUAUUGGACAUCAAGAUUUAUAAUUGUAAAUGCCAUGUUGCUCUCUGUUCUGGAAUUACUCUCCCUUUGGAGGCUCUGGUCAAGAAGAGAAUUGAAGACUGUUCCUCACAGAAUGUGGAAACAUUUCUGGAAAGUCUCAACCCAGGGUCUUUUCGUUGCCAUUUUUUGGCCUUUUAUUCCUCAAUUUGUCUGCAAUUGUUUGUUUUACUGGGCCUUGUACUUUAACCCGAUUAUAAACAUUGAUCUUGUGGUUAAAGAAGUAAGGCGUCUGGAGACACAAGUGCAGUGACUGGCAUUGGAACUUCUGAGCUGUUUAGCUUCCAAAAAUGGACUCUUGAAAUAAGUUUGCAUUUCUUCUUUAUGUAUGUAGCAGUGAAAGUGGUGGAUUAUGUUAACUUAAACACACAAAAAAGCCUUAACGUAAGUUACUCUUAAACCAGCUGAUACUAAAUCUGAGGAUGGGCUUUAUUAUCCAAAAGGAAUCUUCUACUGAAAAAAAAAAAAAAUUACACUCCUGAUUUAGC
Molecule: messenger RNA, 1585 nt
Organism: Leptosomus discolor (cuckoo roller)
Lineage: Eukaryota; Metazoa; Chordata; Aves; Leptosomiformes; Leptosomidae
Gene: BFAR
Product: bifunctional apoptosis regulator
Biological process (GO): proteasome-mediated ubiquitin-dependent protein catabolic process
Cellular component (GO): nucleus
Molecular function (GO): ubiquitin protein ligase activity; protein binding
Source: RefSeq, a predicted model, not a curated record